Molecule: messenger RNA, 2379 nt
Organism: Cricetulus griseus (Chinese hamster)
Lineage: Eukaryota; Metazoa; Chordata; Mammalia; Rodentia; Cricetidae
Source: RefSeq, a predicted model, not a curated record
AUGUGGGGGUCUGUGGCAGUUGUCUGGGCCAUCUGUCUGGCUUGUAUUCAGCCUGCUGUGUUCCCAUGGAUCCUCCCCUUUGGGUCAAACAAGGACAGGCCUCGCCUGGCACAUGGAGCUCUGACAGGGAAGGUGGAAUGCUUCUCAGACUACAUGACCCUGCAGAUCCCAAGGAGCCACGUGCAGGGUUUGAGGCAGUGGCUGGCCAGGGUCCUGCACCUGCCAGGCACCAAGAGGGCCCCCAACCACCUGGAUUCUCUUCUUAGCAAAUGUGGUUUCCUCUUGCACCCUGCUCAUGAGGGCGGCUUCAUCUUCCGAGCCCUGUACUCCGGCUGCCUUGUGCAGAAAGAGGAAACAAAUUACAGGUUGGAAAUCAGAAUGCUUCAAAAAGGGGCAAAAAGGUUGAAUCAGAGUGAUCACUACAUAAUGAAGUGUCCUGUGACCAUGUGGAGGCUGGGUGAGCAGAGAAUCCGUUGCCAUCCCUCAUUCAUUCAGGUCUCUAGGCCCUUGCCUCCUCAGAUGGAUGGUGGACAGACCCCGUGGUUACUGUCCCUUCGAGGGGAACUGGUGGCUUCUCUGGAGGAUGCCAGCUUGAUGGGGUUAGAUGUGGACAUUGGUGCCACCACAGUCACCAUCCAAAGCUCAAGACAAGAACUUCUUCAGAGACAGAAGGUAUGGAACACUUCCCUGGAGCUCCUGCCACUCUGGCUGGUGAGCGGUUCCUAUGCCUACUCCCUCAAGGCUGCGUGCCCGCUGGCAUCGUCUCAGCCAGGGUCGGAGAUCUCAGUUCACAUCCCCAAGCAAAGACUGGGUCUGGUCAGGAGGGGAGCCCCGGUGGAAGAGUCCCUGAGUCCCAGACUCCUCCGGGUGCACCAGUCCAACACUUUCACGGUGACUGAGGACAGAGACUUCGUGGUCGUUAGCAUACCAGCACCGAUGCUGCUCCAGGACCAGCCAUGCCCAGAGACCAGAGAAUCCCCAGGGACACGAGCUUUCUACAGGGUGGACCUGAGCCUGGCCUUUGCGGAGAUGGUCUCCCCAGUGCACUGGACAAUGGAGAACUUUUUCCAGUGUGUGGGUUCAAGGGAAAAGCCGCUGGACUCAGCAGCCAAACCGAGGACUACUCCACCCACCCUGUUCCCUGGAUGGGAGACUGCUUCCACAGAAGUGCCGUCUGCUGCCUCUCCCCAGUUCCAGAUCCCACAAAUGGCUGCCCUGGACGAGCCCCUUCAGCGUGCCGUACAUCAGCCUGUGAAAGAAUCCAUCAAGAUGGGACUGGCAGCGCCAUUCAUGCAAACAAGCAGACCGGAGCGGGGAAGCUGGGUGUCUGCUGCUUCUCCUUCCCCCAGCACAAUUCAGGAGCGUCAUGGCCCUCAGACUCCUCCAAACAAAGCAGACUUAACUCCACACCCCCGUACUCCAGCUACACUUUCCUCAGAGCCCACGGAGGCUUCCCAGGCUGGCCCCAGACCCCCACAAUCCAUCGUCCUGUCUCCCACUGCCAUGACCACACAUUUGUCUUCAGAAGUCCCCUCUCCUCUGUGGCCUUCUUGGCGAUCUGGUGGGCCCCAAACGCUCCUGGGUUUUGAGCCAUCGGUUCCCCUAACUGAAGUUCCAAGAGGACCUUCCCAGCAGGACUCUGCCCAGCCGUCAGGGAGACCCUUCCCACCGGAAGAAUUGUCAAGAGAGACUGUGAAAUCAACAGAGUCCAAGGAGCCCAUCCCAAGGGAGCCUGCCCACGUCAGUGAGGAGUUCCCACCAUUGACAAGGCCCUUCACGAGCAGCCUGACUGAAGAGGGGUUGAUUUUCCACCCUGCUCCCAGAAGGCCUCAGGAGAUACUACCGAUACUCAAGGCUGAGGAGCUAUUACGGAAUGACCAGGAUCCCUCUGGAGAGGAGGCCAAAGGGCACCUGGACCUGUCAACCUCAGAACCAAGUCACAGCAUAGAAGGGCUGGGACUCACCACCUUGCUGGGGACUGAUGUCACAUUCACCACCCCAAGAGGGAGGCAACCAGAUGCCAGUGCCCAUCUGGGGACCUCAAGUCCCGAGCUCCCUGGAAGGCACAGUGUGGGCCCAGCAGUUUCCCAGACAACACUUCCCAGGAACCUUCUGGGUUCCACCUCUGAGAAGCCUGCAACGACUUCUGAAGGUGUGGAUAGAACCCUACAGUUUGAGUCAGUGCCAGUAUGGCCUGAGGGCUGGCGUGAGCUGUGGGCUGCACACACAGCCAGUCCCCUACCUGCACACACCCAAAGCCUUCUGGCUCCUACAGAAACCAUAUUGCCCCGUUCCAGUGAGCCUGGCACCCAGAUCCCUGAUGAUCAGGAGUUGAUGGAGGCCAGGUUGGCCCCCACCCGAGAGCCAUCAGCUCUCUGA